Molecule: messenger RNA, 6077 nt
Organism: Bicyclus anynana (squinting bush brown)
Lineage: Eukaryota; Metazoa; Arthropoda; Insecta; Lepidoptera; Nymphalidae
Gene: tst
Product: helicase SKI2W
Exons: 21
Coding region: 118-3861 (1247 amino acids)
Biological process (GO): nuclear-transcribed mRNA catabolic process, 3'-5' exonucleolytic nonsense-mediated decay
Cellular component (GO): Ski complex
Molecular function (GO): ATP binding; RNA binding; RNA helicase activity
Source: RefSeq, a predicted model, not a curated record
UCAAAUGUCACUUGUUAUUUGUUUUUAAAAUUUCAAGUUCUAAUAUUUUUUUAAUUCAAAGAGCCUUUAGAAAUCACAUCAUUUUUAUGGGAAGUAAAUAGAAUUUAUGAACUUAAAAUGUCGCGAAAUCAAGAUACGUUCUUUUCAGAUAUUAAGCCGCCGCCUAUUUUUGAUGAAUUAGGCGACAGAAUAAAGGACUAUAUAUUGAAACCUGAAAGUCUGGCCAUUCACAAGUGGGAGAGAUCACAGACAAACUGGAAUAGAUCUAUCAAUUUAGAUUCGCUGUUCGAAACAGAUGAUUUAGUGGUUGACACUACCCUAGAAGUUGUUUAUGACCCACUAACUGGUGAAAUAUCAGGCCUUCAAGAGGUAAGUGUACCAGUAGAAGAAGAUGAAGAUGGGUUGUCCAUGUCCAGAGCUCCGUUACCACCCAGCCAGGCCACCAGGGGCAGCACUAUGCAAGAUCCAUUCCUACCUGCAGGCUUCGAGGAAGAGCUCCAGAAAAUGCUUGAUGAAGCUACUAAAACUGGUGAUAUGCUGAUUGAUUUGGAUAAUGAUGAGCCAGGGAAGUUUCUUGGAGAAGAUUUAAUUACAAUAGCUCCAGGGGCUAGUGAAAGUGUAUUAUUUGCUGAGGAUGGCUGUACUUUACUCAAGGAUAUCAACAAAGAUGAACCUCUAGAGCUACAGAAGGAAGUGCUUGAACCUAUCAAUAUUAAUGUUGAAGAAAUGAUUGACAGCAAUACACAUUUAGCAGGUCUAUGGCAAGACGACAAUGAAAAACAGGAAGAACCAAAAAGGCCCAAACCAAAGAAAGUAGAAAUAGAAAUAGAGAAAGAUGACAAUUUCCUUGAAUGUACCGUCAUACACCAACUGCCAGAGAUACCAGUGUUGAAUAUUACAAGUUCAGCAAUUAAAAUGGGAGUCACAUCGACGGAGUGGGCAGAAAUGAUUGAUGUCUCCAAGCCUGUGCCAGAGUUUCAUGAGAAAAUAACAGAGAUGGCGCACAAAUAUCCUUUUGAGUUGGACACUUUCCAGAAACAGGCUAUAUUGAAGUUAGUGGAAGGACAUCACGUAUUCGUCGCGGCGCACACUUCAGCGGGGAAAACUGUAGUCGCUGAAUAUGCGAUCGCUUUGUCCAGGAGAAAUUGUACCAGGGCGAUCUACACGUCGCCAAUAAAGGCCCUAUCGAACCAGAAGUACAAUGACUUCAACAAGACAUUUGGGGAGGUGGGCCUGUUGACUGGUGACCUUCAAAUCAACGCCACGGCUUCAUGCCUGGUCAUGACGACUGAGAUCCUGCGCUCCAUGCUGUACUGCGGCUCUGACGUCACCAGGGACCUGGAGUUCGUCAUAUUCGACGAGGUCCACUAUAUCAAUAACGCCGAGCGUGGCUACGUAUGGGAAGAGGUGCUGAUACUGCUGCCAGCUCACGUCAGCAUAGUGAUGCUGAGCGCCACCGUGCCCAACACGCUGCAGUUCGCCGACUGGGUGGGCCGCACCAAGAAACGGAAGGUGUACGUUGUUUCCACGCCCAAACGACCCGUGCCACUUUGCCAUUAUUUAUAUACAGGUUCUGGCGGCAAAUCGAAAAACGAAAGGUUUUUGGUAAUCGAUCAAGAGGGCAACUUUCGUCUGCGCGGAUACAACGACGCGGUCGCCGCUAAGAAGGCCAGAGAAAACGAAUACAAGAAAAGCUUUGGGCCGAAAGGUGGCAAACAGUUCGGAAACUCGAAGGCAGAGCAAACCAUGUGGGUAGCUUUUAUAGACCACCUUAGGUCCAAUGACAAGUUGCCAGUUGUGGCCUUUACUUUGUCCCGAAAUAGAUGUGACCAAAACGCCGAGAACUUGAUGUCGGUAGACCUCACCACUGCGAGGGAAAAGAGUCACAUCAGGUCGUUCUUCAACAAAUGCCUGCAACGAUUAAAAGCACCAGAUCGAAGAUUGCCUCAAGUAAUCCGUCUGCAACGCGUGCUGGAGAACGGCAUCGGCGUGCACCACAGCGGUAUACUGCCGCUGCUCAAGGAGAUCGUUGAGAUGCUGUUCCAAACCGGACAUGUGAAGCUCCUGUUCGCAACGGAGACGUUCGCAAUGGGCGUGAACAUGCCGGCGCGCACCGUCGUGUUCGACGACAUCACGAAGUUCGACGGCGUGCAGUCGCGCAGUCUGGCGCCCGCCGAGUACAUACAGAUGGCGGGCCGCGCCGGCAGACGAGGUCUGGACGACACUGGCACGGUGAUACUGCUGUGCAAGGAAGGCGUACCCGACCAGGUCACGCUGAAGGGCAUGAUGCUGGGCACCCCGCAGCAGCUGUCCUCACAGUUCCGGCUCACCUACGCCAUGAUACUCAGCUUGUUGCGGGCGGCAACAGUGUCAGUGGAGGGUAUGAUGCAGCGGUCGUUUCGCGAAUUCCACCAAUUGUGCCAAGCGGACAAUUACCGCAAACAACUGGAACUGGCCGAGCAGGAGUACUCGGAGAAAUGUUCAACCCCUCUCUCCUCCCACCUGGCUCCCUUAGCGACGUUCUACGACACCGCGACGGCUUAUAUAGAUGUGCUGAACGAAAUUAUGCCGAUUCUGCUUAACCAGCCCAAAGUUGUCAAGGAGUUUGUGCCGGGGAAGGUGAUCAUACUCUCUGCGGGGCCUUAUAUCAACCAAUUGGGUGUUUUUUUGAUUGGGAACGGGCCCCGUCAGACGCCGUACAAGGUGCUAGUCCUGAACACUGCCAAGGAAGACUCGGUGCGCUACAACUUUGAUGUGGAUGACAACUGGUAUCGGAUGCUGAGCUUUUCCGCGAGCUACGAUAAUAUAGGUACUGAGGAGAGCACAAUGGAUCACACAAUAUUGUGUAUAGCGCCAAAGAACAUCAUCGCUGUCACCAAACUGAAUCUCAAAAUAGACGCCAACAUGGUCAUACAAGACUUUGAACAGAGACAAAUCCCGAGGUUCAAAGACGCACCAGUAGGAUCAAAAUGCGCAAGCGCAGUGCAGGAGUUGUCUCGAGUGUCGCACGCGGUGCGCACCGGCGCCACCGCGCUGGACAGGGUCAGCCUCACGCAGUCGCUGGCCGUCUCCACGGGGGACAUACUGCACACGCUCGACAAGAUGAACAAACUGAAGGCUGAAUUGGACGCCCAGAAGAAAUCAACAGACAUAGCGAACUUCAAAAGCGAAUUCGCCAUUGUCUACGAACGAAAACAAGCUGAAAGGAAGCGUGAUAAAUAUAAACGCCUACUAUCAUUUGAAAGUCUCGCUUUAUACCCUGACUACCAAAGACGACUUCUAGUUUUGCGCGAAUUAAACUACAUAGAUGAACAUGAUAGUGUAAUCAUAAAGGGGAGAGUGGCUUGUGGUAUGGGGACCAAUGAGUUGAUAAUAUCAGAGUUGGUGUUCAGAAAUGUCUUCACUGAUAAGGAUCCGGCGGAGAUAGCCGCUUUGCUCAGCUGUUUUGUGUUCCAAGCGAAGACCAGAGUGGAUCAAGUUCUGACGGACAAGUUGGCUGCAGGGGUUGCCGCUAUACAGAAAAUCGAUGAAGAGUUGUGUGCUAUUGAGUCUAAGUACAUGGUGGGUCAGUUCGAGGGUCAGGGCGAGCGGCUGAACUUCGGGCUGGUGCGCGUGGUGUACGAGUGGGCGCUGGAGAAGCCCUUCGCGGAGAUCGUCGAGCUGACGGACGUGCAGGAGGGCAUCAUCGUGAGGUGCAUCCAGCAACUGCAUGAGCUUCUAGUGGACGUGAAGGACGCAGCGGUGGGCAUCGGCGACACAAUGCUUCAAGCCAAAAUGAUGGAAGCGUCCACCGCCAUCAAGCGCGACAUAGUGUUCGCUGCCAGUCUGUACACGACGCCCAGAGAUACUAUCACUUUAUAAUUUGAUAGCUUUUUUUUCUUCAAUAUAACCAAUAUCUCAGUCAGGAAAGACUGUGCUAGGAGUGGGUACGACGAUAGCCCAACGGGGCAAGGAUCGAACCACCACCCCUCGGUGAUGUGAUGUGAGUCCAAUCGCUUACCGUUGAGCUAUUGAGGCUUCAAGCUUUUGCCCUCAACUCCGUCUGUGGAGUAAACAGUUUUUAUUAUAGGCUAGUUUGACACUUUUUUUUUAUUGGUCUUAAAUUGUUCAUUAUCAUUUUACUAGAUUGAAAAAAAAAUAUCAUAUUUUUUAUUUUUUUAAUGUUUUUUGUCAAUGCGAGCAAAAACGCUGUCGACCGUGAUGGUCUAUAAUAUGUUCAUAACUGUUUCAUGACGUGACGUUAACAAAUCCUUUACCAAUACUUUGACGUUUACAUCUAGUAAUAUUGUGACGUCACAAAAUGGACGACAACGUUUUUGACGUUUGGAAAAUUUUAAAAAAUAACGUGAUUUUUAAAUUAACUUUCAUAAGGAAUUUGUUACUUUUAUUUAUUAAUAUCGAUAUAUUUCGGACCCUUAUUCCAUUUACUACUUACUAAACGAAAUUCAUAUUGUUUUUAUUAAGUUUGAUAUUGAGUCAACUACCCUAUUUUUCUAUUCGACUUUAACGCUAGAUUAGUCUUUUAACUGUAAGCCUUAAGUCCGUAGUACAACAUCUUUAGACCUAAAAUACGUCAAAGAUAUCUAGUAAAGAGAGAAAGACCAAUAACAGCCAAAUGAAAAUAUCGCUCUCCCUUUUCGUCCUAUCGCAAUGAAAGAGAAAGCGAUAUUUGAAAUCCGCCGUUAUUGGUCAACAGGUAUUGACAAGAUAUCUCGUGACGCGCAUGAUGUACUCACUGUAAUGUAUUAAAGUAAGUAAACUAGACUCGAUGAAUACAGAAUAUUUAUCAAGAGAUUUGUUAUGACAUAAUUUGUGGUUAUAACAAAUCUCUUGAAAUAUAUUGACUGUUGAUUUUUUUUAAAAACCCUAGUGAUUUGUUGAUUGCCAUGUUGCUAAUCUGUUAUGCAUUUAUUUUAGUUUCGUAUAUUUUUUUAUCUUUGUCUCAUGACUCAUACUACCACGUUCUUGUUCAGUAAUCUUUUUUUUUUUAAUAUCGAACUUAAACCACCUGUAUAUGUUAAUGGAUCAAUCUCCUAUUUAAUUAUGUAAAACUAAUUCGAUUGGUUUUGAAAUAGAAAUUAUAAAUAAAUAGUUAUAUUUUUUUUAACUUAAAUCUGAUUAGAAAGAAAAGAUUUAGACAACUAGAUCCACUAUUUAUAUAAGACAUACAAAAAAAUGUUACCUAAUUGAAAUUACUAUACCUGCACCAUCCUACAUUGAACACGCAAUAUUAAAUAUUAAAACAAACAAUUUGUACUACCCCUACGCAUAAAGAAUGGCGGUAUAUCUAUUCACUUCUCGCUCGCACAUUAUUUGUGUCUAUACUCCUAUCCUACUCAUGGGUAACGACUGCCAAAAUGACGUUAAGAAACUUGAAGUCGCUCAGAGAUCGCGUUUGUGUCACUUGGUAAUGUCACAAAUUAAAGAAUAAUUAGCAGUUAGAACGCACGGAACACUACGGUUUCGUAGCCGUUCCAAAUAAAAAAUAUAAAAACAAAGCUUCACAUCAGUAAUUUUCAAAAUUAGGUAUUUAAUAAAAAUGGCGUCGUUUGUUUUAAGUAUUUUAAAAACUGUCCACCAAAACUAAAGAAAGAAGAUUGAGUAUUUAUGAUUGGUAAUUAAUUAUUAUUAUUAUAUUACGUAAUUGUUGUUAGUGUUAAAUUUUGAAAUACAAAGUAUAAAAAAGUUUGUAUAGACGGAUGUCAAGGAGACGUCAUGGUUUGCUUUUUUUAUGAAUUUCACCGGCUUCACCACGCUGCUUGUUAAGACUCAUUCUGGACAUUCUUUAUACUGUGGGUUUGGGCUAAAGAUAUAUUUAAUUAACAAAUUUAAAAUAGUAAGACUGACCGGUGUCAAAAACGCAAUCUCUGAGCGGCCGGUGAGCCAUUCUUUAUCCGCACGCGUAGUAUUCACAUUAGUGCCUAUUACGAUGAGCAGUGCUAAGCAUGAUAACCAAAAGCAAUAAUAAUCCAACCAUAGUGUGUAUUGUAAUAAACAUUAAACAUAAUAGGUAUUAUUAUGUAUUGAACCUAUUCAUUGUUAUUGUAAGUAAAUAAAUAUGUCAGUUGAUACACAUA